Hirsutella rhossiliensis is the source of this 573-nucleotide messenger RNA. RefSeq lists its product as uncharacterized. The record is from RefSeq and is a predicted model, not a curated record. The transcript has a single exon. NCBI's taxonomy places the organism in Eukaryota, Fungi, Ascomycota, Sordariomycetes, Hypocreales, Ophiocordycipitaceae. The coding region runs from base 1 to 573 and encodes 190 amino acids.
AUGGAGAUCGCGGCGACGCGAAAGCAAACCCAAAUGGAGAUCCAGUACCGCGACACCCUCCUUGGCGACAUCCGCUCCGCCUUCGACAAAGCUGUGGAAGCCCUGCCGCAUGAGCAUCUUCGCGCCCCCGUUACUGGUGACGAGGCGAACGACCCUGAGGGAGCCCUUCGCUGGUUCCAAGACUAUGCCUUCACCCAGGGUUUCGCUCUCGUCACUACCAGCAAGGCACGCGACCGCCUCCGAGUGAGCUGCAUCCAUCAUGGAAGAGGCACGCGAAACACGCGAAAGCUAUCGGAUACGGUCACAGAGGGAGGGGACCGAAAGAAGGAGCUCACCUACGUCAAGGCAAAGGACUGUCCCUACAGUCUUUAUGUCUCCUACAAAACUAUCCGGAGCGGAGGGGUAGAGGAGCGAAAGGGCUGGGUGGUCGGUUUCACCUACGCAUGCCAUACGCACCCGCCACUUCAAAAUCCCUUCCAUUACGCCUGCCAUAGAUCCCGUAUCCCAGAGCGGGCCGCAGCAGUCGAUCUGGCCCUCGCGCAUCGGACUGCCAUUCGUCGGCGACUGAAUUAA